Symbiodinium pilosum is the source of this 158-nucleotide messenger RNA. The record is from the annotation of a GenBank genome assembly. Lineage: Eukaryota; Dinophyceae; Suessiales; Symbiodiniaceae.
GUUCCAAUUCCAUCGCGCUCCAGGCCAGCUUUGGACGGAGGAGUUUGAAACAUCGGCUCGAAUGCUACCUGCCGAAGACCCCGCCAAGCAGUGCAGGCUCGGACCGCACCUCAUUGCUGCGAUGGUCCUCGCAGACCAAUGCUCAGUUGGGACCGGCU